This is a messenger RNA of Arctia plantaginis, 849 nucleotides long. The record is from the annotation of a GenBank genome assembly. Lineage: Eukaryota; Metazoa; Arthropoda; Insecta; Lepidoptera; Erebidae.
AUGACUUGUUUCAAUUAUGGAGUGGCCAGCCUGAAGUUAUUAGAAUUGCGCGUACCGGCCCACGUGGCCCUUGGCGCACGUGCACAGCUCUUCUGCCGCUGGGAGCUGGGCCCUACCGACGUGCUUUACUCCGUCAAAUGGUACAAAGACGGAAAAGAGUUCUUUCGUCAUGUGCCAAGAGAUACGGAACCACGGAGGAAGUUUCCCUUGCCUGGUGUUGACGUCGAAAAAUCAAGUCCAAACGGCGCUAAUGUGACGCUGUACCCAGCCAUUCUGGAGACGGGUGGCAGGUACCGCUGUGAAGUGUCUGGGGAGCGACCGCUAUUUCCAACAGUCUCAGACCAUUCGGAUAUGGUCAUAGUUGCGUUACCGGAUCAUGGCCCCACAAUCACGGGAUCUCGAUUAAGAUACCAAAUCGGCGACCGAGUUCAGGUCAACUGUACGUCAGGUCGAUCCAGGCCAGCAACACGUUUAGCCUGGUAUAUCAAUGGAGAGCCAGCGCCUUCUGCAACCUUGCUCCCUCAAACGUAUGAAGAGCAUGAAGAUGGUAUGCAAACCACAAGUCUGGCAUUGGACUUCAAAGUUAAACCAAAACAUUUUAGGAAAGGAGACCUGAAACUUAAGUGUCUCGCAACGAUAGCGACUGUUUAUUGGCGAAGUAAUGAAGAGAGUGUGCAAGGGGAGAAGAUAAAGGGCUACUCGAGGUCAAGAGAGUUGACAGAAGGAUCAAGAGCUGACCGCGUCCAGGCGGCUGGAAAAUCAAAUGCAGCUGUCGGAUUAACGCUAACAACUUAUCUCCUGUUGCCUUGUGUUGUACUAAACGUGCCACACAAAAUGAUUCAUUCGUAA